Molecule: messenger RNA, 3066 nt
Organism: Solea solea (common sole)
Lineage: Eukaryota; Metazoa; Chordata; Actinopteri; Pleuronectiformes; Soleidae
Gene: syn2a
Product: synapsin IIa
Exons: 11
Coding region: 219-1637 (472 amino acids)
Biological process (GO): neurotransmitter secretion
Cellular component (GO): synaptic vesicle; synaptic vesicle membrane
Molecular function (GO): ATP binding
Source: RefSeq, a predicted model, not a curated record
CGUUUGCAAUGAUGCAGGAGUGCAAGGGGAUUGGUUGAGACGGAGGAGAGUGUCACUGCCCAUGAGGGGGAGCUCUGAGGAUGCUCUGAUGAGCUGGGAGGGAAUACAGUCGCUGAGACUUUGCAUUGGGAGCUCAGCCAUUAUCAGCUAAGAGAAGAGACUCUGCUGCAGAAUCGUUUUCCACACCCAGCAAUCGUUGCCUCUUCCAGCGUCCAGCCAUGAAUUACCUGCGCCGCCGUCUCUCGGACAGCACGUUCAUCUCCAACCUUCCCAAUGGCUACAUGACAGACCUCCAGAGGCCUGACCCUGCUCAGCCUCCUCCAUCUGCUUCCUCCAACACCACCACGACCCCCACAGCCAAGUCUCCCACAACCGGGCCUGCACCUGCAGCCACUUCCCCUGCACCGGAGAGGAAACCCCAGCAGUCUCAGUCCACGGGAGCGGGCUUCUUCAGCUCCAUCACCAACGUUGUGAAGCAGACCGCUGCCUCAGCGGGGCUUGUGGAGCAGACCCAAGUCACGACACCAAAGAAGUUCAAGAUCCUCCUGGUCAUCGACGAGCCUCAACAGGAGUGGCCCAAAUUGUUCAAAGGAAAGAAAAUAUACGGGGACUAUGACAUCAAAGUGGAGCAGGCUGAAUUCAAUGAGAUCAAUGUUGUGGCUCAUGCCAACGGCUCCUGCAUUGUCAACAUGCAGGUUUGGAGGAACAGUACCAAGGUUGUCAGGUCAUUCAAGCCAGACUUUGUCCUCAUUCGUCAACACGCCUUCAGUAUGACCCAGAACGAGGAUUUUCGCAACCUAAUCAUCGGUCUGCAGUACGGAGGCGUCCCGAGCAUCAAUUCCCUCGAGUCGAUCUACAACCUGUGUGACAAGCCCUGGGCGUUCGCUCAACUAAUAAACACGCACAGGAAACUGGGUGCUGAGAAGUUCCCUCUGAUUGAACAGACCUUUUACCCAAACUACAAGGAGAUGGUAAGCAUGCCGUCAUUUCCUGUUGUCGUGAAGAUUGGACACGCCCACUCCGGUAUGGGAAAGGUGAAGGCGGACAAUCACAGUAAGUUCCAGGACAUAGCCAGUGUCGUGGCUCUCACCCAGACAUACACCACCACAGAACCUCUCAUCGACUCCAAGUACGACAUCCGAAUCCAGAAGAUCGGCACCGACUACAAAGCCUACAUGAGAACAUCUAUUUCUGGUAACUGGAAGACAAACACGGGCUCAGCCAUGCUUGAACAGGUGGCCAUGACUGACAGGUAUAAGCUGUGGGUUGACACUUGCUCAGAGAUUUUCGGGGGCCUGGACAUUUGCGCAGUUAAAGCCAUCCACGGAAAAGACGGCAGAGACUAUAUCACAGAGGUGGCAGGCUCCUCCAUGCCUCUGGUGGGGGAGCACCAGGCGGAGGACAGGCAGCUCAUUGCUGACAUGGCGCUGGCAAGGAUGAACCAGUUAGCAGAGAUAGAAGCUAACGCUCCACAGAGACCCACCACCAUACAGCCAUCCCAGGGAGCCGGUCAGAAGGGAGAGAUCGUUGGUGAACCCACCAAGAACGGAGCUGGGCGUCCGCCUCAAGGUUGCCUGCAGUACAUUCUCGACUGCAAUGGCGUGGCCGUGGGUCCAAAACCGGUCCAGGCAAACUGAGUCACCCGGCAGAGCCGAGGAUUCAAAUCUCAAGAGUCUAGAUCACGACGACGUGACCUUGGACGAAACACGAGCGCAGACGUGUGUGUGUGUGUGUGUGUGUGUGUGUGUGGAUGCUGAUAGCUGUAGAAUUGGAUGUUGGUGACAUGGAGCUCGGUGCUGCCCGAGCGCUGGCCUGGACUGUGUUUAACUCUAUGCAGUGUCAAAAAUGUACUGUCUUACUCGUUGACCUGUUGAUUUGUGUGCUUGUAUAGGUCACCUAUGUUUCAGUAGCUGUGUGUUUUUUUUCCUUUGGGGCUGUUGUCGAUGAUGUAAAAAGCAGAUUGUGCCUACACUGAUUUCAGUGCUGCUCUGUGCUCUCCCCCCCAGCUGUGACUCCUUCACUUUCUGUUUUCUAUUUAAGUGUGUAGAUAUUGUUCAAACUGUGGACUAUUGUGCAGUUUGGACACAUUUUGUGUGUAUCUCAAUAUGUAUACAGUGUGUGUGUGUGUGUGUGUGUGUGUAUGACUGUGGUGUAGUGGUGAUUAUUUUUCACAUUUUUUACUAAUAGAUAUUUUUUAUUUUGUUUGGGUUUUGCAUGAUUGAUACAAACGCAGGUGUACGUCAAGUUCUAAGUGUCUGAUGAAGUGAGAUCGCCGUUUUAACCCCUCGACCUUGAGGUCACUUACUUAUUCACUACCAAACAUUAACAUUCACACAGCGACGGUGUGCGUGCGCGCGCGCGUGUGUGUGUGUGUGUGUACACGUACAACACAGAAAAUGCAGUAUGUUGCCUUCCAUGACGUUCAAUCCCUCAUUUCACAGUGUUACAAAAGAAGAUAUUAUGCUCAUUAAUAGACAGAAAUAUAAAGAAUAACAUAUGUAUUAAAGAUAUUUAUGAUGUAGGAUCAGGAAAGAAGAGUUAUAGAAUCUUGAACCAAAGAGUAAAUGAUUUACUUGGAGUGAAAGUCUAUUGUAAAUAUCAGCGGAGAAUAUAAUAUAUACAAUAAUCUGUGGCAGUGACCCGUCGUUUUGGCUAUUCCAUCGCGUGGAGAGCGGACAACAUGAUAGGAUAAUGAAAGAGUGUAUAAUGUAUAAUCUAGUCCAUCCCACCCCCCCACAAGCCCAUCCCCACGGUGCUGCCAUGGCAACAAAGGGAAACGCUCGGUGGUUCAGUGUGUGCUCACGUUACUGCCAUGUUCGCCAUGAUCACACUCUUCCAGUGAGCAGGUGGAAAGUGCAAUAUCAUUUUUUUUCCUCCAAAAAUUUAUGAAUAACAUUUCUUAUGACUUAUUUGAUUUGAAAUCAGAUCUUCCAUCAAAGUCAAAAAACUCUAAAAAUAAAAAAACUAUAUUCCUACAUUCAUUCAUUCGUUCAUGUUUUAAUCCAACACCCGACAGGUGACGCAGCUAAAGAGCAACCAAAAUCAACUGUCAAAAACAACAAAAAC